Molecule: messenger RNA, 1623 nt
Organism: Seminavis robusta
Lineage: Eukaryota; Bacillariophyta; Bacillariophyceae; Naviculales; Naviculaceae
Source: the annotation of a GenBank genome assembly
AUGGCGACCACCGACUCCCAAGUGUUCAACACUUUUGUGACGGUCGUUCCUGUUAUUACUGCUUCCAUUUCCUGCUGCUCUUCCAUCUUUUUGCUCACCAGAAUCUUCAAGACCCUGCAUUCCGACGCCUUCCACAUCAAGAGGACCAGAGAUCACCUUCUGAUUGGACUGACGUUCUUGGAUGUGUGUGGCUCUCUAGGAUUAUCCUUCUCCACCUACCUGGCUCCAUAUCCCAAUUUUGAUGGGCCUGGUACAGUUGAAACAUGUUCUCUGCAAGGUUUUCUGGUUCAACUUGGUCUAGGCGUGCCUCUGUACAAUGCAUCACUUUGUAUCUACUUCGUACUGGCGGUACGCUACAGCAUACCCGAUCAGAAACUGACCAAGUGGCUGGUGCCCAUUGUGCACUUGGCGAUUCUACCAUUUAUCCUGGGAAGCGCCAUCUACGGACUAGCCACUGAAGUAUUCAACCCAGCAGGAAUCAUGGGUUGCUGGGCUCACAUUGUGGCUGAACCGUAUUGUGAAGCAGACCCAUCUGUCUGUGGACGGGGUCAGAAUGCCAAGGCGUAUCAGUGGAACUUUGGAGGCAUCCAUCUCAUUAUUUGCUUUGUCAUUAUCUUGCUCUCCAUGAUUGUUCUGUACUGCACUGUACGACGGGUUGAAACAAGGGCACGUCGCUGGGAUCCAGCAUCCACCAUGUCCGGUGCCAGCAGCCACCGACCGUCCGGGCAAACAUUGUGUCAACCAUCGGUCGAAGUUUCGACUACAAGUAGCCAUUGCAACAAUAAUUCGGGGCGAAAACGUGGGAUGGUGCAAAUCCCACAAUUCAUGGUUUCCUUCAAGGCUGUGGAACAGUAUCUGGCCAGCAUCUUUUGGAAAAGAGAAGAAAGCCUCAGCAACACUACCAUGGAAACCGGCCUGAUUUACUCGUUUUCCUUCUUCUUGGCCUACAUGCCAUCAUAUGUCUUGGGGGUCGUCAAGCUACCAAAGAAUGGCAUUGGCUACCAGGUCUUGCACUGUCUCAGUGCCAUCUUUCUACCCAGUCAAGGGACAUUCAAUCUGCUGAUCUACACUCAAUCCAAGUGGCGUCCAUGGCUUCGGCGACACUUGUGCGUCCAACAGUUCCUCAAGCGCAAAAGUAGCAGUAGCGGUGGACAAUCAGCAAUGCAGCAAGAUGCGUCUGGACAGCGCUGCUGCAAUAAUGCCGCCGAUGCCGCCGCCGCCGAUUUGGAAACCAGUGGCGGUCAUUCCACACAGAUGACAGAACAUGUUGCCUUCGUCCCUUCUGGGUUUCACUCUGCCUCUCAGGAAGCAAAACAGGAAGUGCAAUCCUUUGCAAGUAAUGAUGCCAUGGCAGCAAAACAACAAUCCUUGGAAAGUUUUGAGGACAUUGAGGACUUUGCCAUUCCUUCACAUGUCGAAGGCAAGCAGAUGGACAAUAACGACAACCUGCAGGACAAUCAGGAUCAGGAUCAAGUUGCAAACGACCAAUCUACAUGUACAUUCGACGAAGAGCAGGCUGAUAGCACGCAGCAAAUAGAGACAGAGUCACACAAACACCACGAAAUCCGAUAUGAUCAGGAGCUAGCCGACGCCCCGACAACAGAAAUGGAUACGACAACCUGA